Bradysia coprophila is the source of this 3505-nucleotide messenger RNA. RefSeq names its product homeotic protein empty spiracles-like. The record is from RefSeq and is a predicted model, not a curated record. Gene Ontology annotation, molecular function: DNA-binding transcription factor activity, RNA polymerase II-specific; RNA polymerase II cis-regulatory region sequence-specific DNA binding. Gene Ontology annotation, biological process: brain development; neuron differentiation; central nervous system development. NCBI's taxonomy places the organism in Eukaryota, Metazoa, Arthropoda, Insecta, Diptera, Sciaridae. Gene Ontology annotation, cellular component: nucleus.
UAGUUUGUCUUUGGAUUCCGAUGCUAGUAGAUCGCCUCGCUUCAAGUUGAAAGGAAAAAUAACUUUUUUAUUGAAUAAUAUACAUUGAGUGUGCAUUUAGUGUGCGGUACAUCAUCAUAAAAUUAAGAUUUUGUUUAUACAAUUUCGUUUUUAUGGUUUACUGAAAUUUGUGGUUUUCGAGUUAUAAUUACGUUUUUAUUACCCUUUCGCCGAAGUGUUUGUGGGUGAAAUAUAUUGUAAACGAAAACAGAAUCUGACGGAUAAUUUUUAACGUUUAUUGUUCGGUAUUAUACAAAAACCGGUGGUGAAAAUUAUUUUUGUUUAAAAAAAAAAAUAUUUCGAAAAGGAAAACAAGAAAAUAUUUUUAAGAAAUAAAUGACCAGUGAAAAAUGAUACCACCCACACCAACUUCAUUGACCACAAUGCCAGCGUCUAAAACAAAAAUCGGUUUUAGCAUUGAUUCAAUCGUUGGUGAAGAUGUGAUUCGUUCGCCCAAGGAUGUUAAAAGUGAUUUUAAAUAUACAAAUGAUUAUCAGACUGAAAUCGCCCGAGCCCUUCGAAUAUCCGAUUCGAUCAGUAACGAUGCACAAAAGAUCCGGUCGGAUAUCGAGAACAGAGACUCACAACAACGGAAUGUGUCAAAUUUAUUCGAGUACUCAAGCGUACAAAGAGAACGGUCAAACAGUCCGUCACAUAACCAAUCAAAUUUCCCGUCGGAAGAAAGUGUUAUACGUAGAUCGAGAUCGCCGUCGCCGCAUCGCAGUGACACAAAUCAAUUUAUGAACUUACAUGCCGGUCCGAUUCGGCCACUUCCUAUAGUACCGCAGAAUUUAAUCGAGAGUAAGACUAUACCGCCGUACAUCAAUCUGCCGGGAUUGCCGCAAGUACACAAUUCACAGUAUAUGCAGGCACAAUUUCAAAUGGCUGCUGCAUUAGCUCAACGACAGGCGGAACAUGGAUUCCCUGCUAGUGCUAAAUUUGGCAGCCAUCCACCACAUUUAGUGAAUCCAAAUAUGGCAAGGGAAUAUCCGCUGUAUCCAUGGCUAUUGAGCAGGCAUGGGCGAAUUUUUCCACACGGAUUUCCUGGAAAUUUCCUACUACACCCAUUUAGGAAGCCGAAACGUGUUCGAACAGCAUUUUCACCUUCACAACUACUAAAAUUGGAACAUGCAUUUGAAAGCAAUCAAUAUGUGGUCGGUGCAGAACGUAAAGCACUGGCACAAGCCCUUAAUUUAUCAGAGACUCAGGUCAAAGUAUGGUUUCAAAAUCGUCGAACAAAACACAAACGAAUGCAGCAAGAAGAAGACUCAAAAGGCGGAAAUGGCAAUAAUAAUUCCACAAAUAACGACGGUUCGAUCCAGAGCUAUCACGAGGACGAAAUGAUCGAUAUGGAAGACUGCUUCAGUGAAGACGAUAGUGAUUCACAGCACUAACUGAAUUUUUUCUUUACUUCAGUCAAAUUUAAUACAAAAAAGACAAAAAGUUGAAGAAUAAGAAAAGAACGAAAAAUUGAAGAGAAACAACACAACAACAACAAAAACUGUAAAACAAUUUUAAAAAAAGAAAAAGAUGGAGAAACAGAAGAUGAUAAAAAAAACUAAGAAUUGAGAAAGGUUGUUGCAAUUUACUUGUUUUAUACAUAGUUUUCAUCACGAUAUUUCAAGUUUUGUGAUAAAAUGUUGCCGGACUUGUAUUUGUAAACACUUAAUUACCAUAAAUAGAUGUUUUUUAAAUGAGUGCCAAAAGUUAAUAAAUUUCAGUGAUUAAUAACAACUUAAUUAAUUUUAAGCUCAUGUGUGUAGUUUGUGGAAUAUAUAUAUAUGAAAAACAAAACAAAAAAAAAUUAAUAAUAAACUUAAUCAAGUCUAUCAUUAAGAAUAAAAGAUAAAUUAUAAAACUAAACAACAGAUGAAACAACAAAGAGAGAUAAAAAAAAGAAGACGAAGAAGAAAUGGAAAAGAAAUGAAUGUAAUGCAACACUAAAAAUGUAUUUCAAAUCUGUCAAUAUCGAAUGACACACCAUCGACAAUAUUUUUUUAUGGGGAGAAAAAAGUGUUUUAAUUUAUUAAAUUUUUUUUUAUAUUUUUCAUUUAUUUUUGUUCGUUUCUCGAAUCAUAGGACAUUGUAUCGAAUAUAUAAAACUUCGAUAAAAAUCAAAUACAAGCACACCUAUGCGACCGGCGGCUACAUGCGUUUUAUGUGUAUAUAUUCUAUCUAUCUCUCUCUCUAUAUAUAAUUACUUGUGCGUAAAUCAUUGACAUUGUUCGUUAUUAUGUUAAAAAAUAUUGGAAAAUGUUUAUAAUAUGAAAAAUCUACCUAUAAAGUCGAGUGUGUAAGGGGACGAGGAGGAUAGGUAAAACCUUCUUCUUCUUCUAUAAUCUGGUAGUAAACUAACGUUUUGAAAACUGAUUAUGAUAAAUUGGAGGUAAGCAGCCCGAAUUCCGUUUCUUGUGGUACAUCCAUUUUCAAACGACCACACCGCCCCUAAAGGACCGACUAUCCUGAGUCAGAAUUUCUGACCUAAUUAUCUUAGUUAUGAAUGCAAUAUACGUUUCACAAGGAUUUCAAUGCUUCCGGGAUGGAAAUGAAAUCAAUUUUGGAUUUCUUUUUCUCGAGUUUUCGUCCCUUUGCAUUUCGCUAGUUGUAGUACCGAACGAAAAGAGUAUUUAACGUUAGUCCGAAAACACAUCGGAAAGCACACGAGCAUUUUCGCGUUACUGAGAUCGAGAAUUAUGCUUCGUUAUCCAUUGUUUAGCGUAUACAAAUCGGAUUACAAAUUGUAAUUUACAAUGGACAACGAAGCAUAAUUGUCUAGAUCUCAUUCGUUAGACACUCUUCUGUUCGACACACGUUGCGAAAUUGGUUUCCGACGGCCAAUUAUAAAGCCAUCCUGAGUUCAUUCAGUAGAUCAUUAAAAGUAUUCAUUCAACAUCAUCGUCUUUACUUUCUGUGAUCCUGAUAUCUAUCGCAAUCGACACUUUGUGCUGACGCUAUUCGUGUGUUUGAGUCUUUUUGAAUGAUUGAAUCAGUCAACAAUAAAAACAAUUGAUCGAAAUCGGCUCAAAAUUCGAUUUUCAAGAAGUAAAAGUCGGUGUGAAUACGUGUAAUAGCGACGGCAAUUCGAUCCGACUUCGAAGGUUUUCCUGACGCCUCCUUCAUAUCAUAAUCAGGUUUUUGAAUGUUAUUCAAAUUCUAAUUUGACAUUACUCAUUUACGCUGUCGACCACUAUUUCCUUUUUAGUCUCGGAAUAACAACGGUAAAAUGUUACAGCUUAAGCUGCUCGGAAAACUUGACAAACUCCUUUUUGAAUGUAAGAAGGUGGAAGCCUAUCUUUUGUGUAUCACAUAAGAAAAAGGCAGAGACUCCUACCCUAACUUCGAAAAAAUACGAAUUUUUCUAUACCUUUCCAGCAACUUAAGUUGUAACUCUGUUGAACGUUGUGGCCCCAACUACUUAAUUUUACGUAUAAAUAUAUUUUCAAGAGGUUGAUUAUUAUAUUUAAAA